Molecule: messenger RNA, 1788 nt
Organism: Solea senegalensis (Senegalese sole)
Lineage: Eukaryota; Metazoa; Chordata; Actinopteri; Pleuronectiformes; Soleidae
Gene: bdkrb1
Product: bradykinin receptor B1
Exons: 2
Coding region: 48-1193 (381 amino acids)
Biological process (GO): neutrophil chemotaxis; immune response; G protein-coupled receptor signaling pathway
Cellular component (GO): membrane
Molecular function (GO): bradykinin receptor activity
Source: RefSeq, a predicted model, not a curated record
UACUUUCACCGCGGGUGCAGUCGACACUGGAGAGCCGUGUUGAAGACAUGUCUUUCAGGGUACUUUUCGACCGCAGGAGCAUUUUCAUGCAGCAUGUGCCCGUGGAGCGAGUGGUGUUUUCUUCUAUGGGAACACUAUGGUCUGUAAACAGCAAUACGUCGCUGCCAGUGGGUCCAUCAGAGACUCCACCUGCUGCAGAAUGGAAUCCGGUCCACGCUGUUGUCCCUCCGUACAUCUUCAUCGUAAGCCUGACGGGCCUUCUCUUGAACAGUUUUGUCCUCGGGGUGUUUGUGGCUCACAAGGAUCGGCUGACCGUGGCAGAGCUGUAUCUCGGUAACCUGGCACUGGCUGACUUUUUCCUCCUGUGUGGCCUCCCUUUCUGGGCCAUGUACGUCCUCAAUGACUACAACUGGCCGUACGGGGACGCCUCGUGCAAACUGGUCAACUCCGUCAUCAUCGUCAACUUCUACACCAGCAUCUACACCCUGGUGAUGAUCAGCUUCGAUCGCUACCUUGCACUGGUGAAGACCAUGAAGGCCAGGUGGCUGAGACGGACCCUUUACGCCAAGAUUGCCUGUUUGAUCCUAUGGAUAUUAGGACUUCUACUGAGUCUGCCAACUAUGCUCCACAGGAAGGUGAAGUUCAUGGAGGACUACCAGACGCUGUCCUGUGUACUGGACUACGGCGAUGACAUGCAUUGGAAGUUGGCCCACCAGAUUCUGAUGAAUGUGGUGGGCUUUGUGAUGCCUCUCCUGGUCAUUGUGUUCAGCAGCGGAAGCAUAAUCAAAGUCUUAGCUCAGCGGAAGGACACUGUGGGAUUUCACGACGCCAACGACAGGAAGGCGACAGCGCUGGUGUACGCCGUGACGCUGCUGUUCUUACUUUGCUGGGGUCCCUUUCAGAUAUUCACCUUCCUCGACAUACUCUGUGACGUCCACGUGCUGGAUGAGACGUCGUGGUUCCACGCGCUCAACGUAGGCGGUCAGGUGUCCGUGUAUCUGGGCUUUCUCAACAGUGCCCUCAACCCCCUGCUGUACGUCUUCUCCGGACAGUACUUCAGGAGGAAAGUUACUGCCAUCUACAGGAGGUCCAGACAUCCUCACAGAGGGUCAGACAUGACCACAUACCAACGCUCUGUUGUGUCCACUUACCUCAACAAAACGGAGCAAAUUAAGCCUGUGGUUAUUUUUUAAUGAUUGUACUCCUGACAUGCCAUUGCUCCACUUCUGCUGCUGCUUGUUGCUCAAAUUCGAUGGAGCCUAAUAAUCUGGUUAAAUACUUACAGAGAGUUUCAUGAUGUUUAAUUGUUGUGGACGUAAUCUGUUUGAAACAUUACCCUUUUUUUUAUUCAUAUUACACAAAUCAAAUGUAACAUUUUGCAGAGACUUUAUUAUCUUAUUUUCAUUUUGUGUACUUGGUGUAAAUUGGCAUUUAUAGUCCCUGUCCAUCCUCAUACAAUACGGCUUUACCUUGGCGUUUAACAGAGACAUUUAUCCUGUACGUUUUUAUUAAAGCAGUUUCAUUACGGUGUCAUGAGAUAAAUGUGCUAAAUACAAAUUGCAUUACAAAAUACUACAUUUGGAUCAGUUAUGAAUAUAUUCCACAUUGGACGCAACCAUAUCAGCUAAUAAGCUACGAAAUAUUGCUACAUUAUGUUAAAAAAUGAUGAUGAUGAUGUGAUUCCAGGCCUCUUUAUAAACAAAUUCAGAGUUGUUUUACAGCUGUCGCUUUGUAUCAAUAUACCGGCCUGACAUUUAGUCGUUAAUAAAGACUCUACAGCAUGUGUAA